This is a messenger RNA of Maudiozyma saulgeensis, 714 nucleotides long. NCBI's taxonomy places the organism in Eukaryota, Fungi, Ascomycota, Saccharomycetes, Saccharomycetales, Saccharomycetaceae. The record is from the annotation of a GenBank genome assembly.
AUGGCAGUUCAUCAAAUUACAAAUCAAGACGAAUUCACUAGACUUACAACCACCGAUGCAGGUGACAAACUGAUUGUUUUAUACUUUCAUACUAUAUGGGCUGAACCAUGUAAACAAAUGGGAGAAGUAUAUUCUGCUAUCAGUGACGAACCUUCUAAUAAAGAUGUUUCAUUCUUAUCUAUAGAUGCCGAUAGUAAUUCAGAAAUUGCAGAAUUAUUUGAAAUAUCUGCAGUUCCUUACUUUGUUUUAAUUCAAAAAGGUACAAUUUUAAAAGAACUUUCUGGUGCUGAUCCAAAGGAAUUUAUUAAUUUAUUAGAUGAAUGUAAAAAAUUUAUUGAGAAUAAGGGUGCAAAUGCACCAAAACCAGAAGAAGAUACUGAAGAAGCUGAAGGUGAAUCUGAAGAAGAAGUAUUUGCUAGAUUGACUAAAUUAGUUAAUGCAGCACCUGUCAUGUUAUUCAUGAAGGGUACUCCAUCUGAACCAAAAUGUGGUUUUUCAAGACAAUUAGUUGGUAUUUUAAGAGAACAUCAAGUUAGAUUUGGAUUCUUUGAUAUCUUGAGAGAUGAUGCAAUUAGACAAAGUUUAAAGAAAUUUUCAGAUUGGCCAACUUUCCCUCAAUUAUAUAUAAAUGGUGAAUUUCAAGGUGGUUUAGAUAUCAUUAAGGAAUCUCUCGAGGAUGAUACAGAGUUCUUCCAACAUACUAUUCAACAAUAA